This is a messenger RNA of Miscanthus lutarioriparius, 825 nucleotides long. The record is from the annotation of a GenBank genome assembly. Lineage: Eukaryota; Viridiplantae; Streptophyta; Magnoliopsida; Poales; Poaceae.
AUGGCAACGGAGGAGCGGCGGUUGAUGGAUCUGGCACGGACGGUGCCGGCGAUCCUCCUGCUCGUCGGCACCUCGGGAAAGGCCGUCGCGAGCAUCAAGUGCGCCCGCGAGCUGUUCGCCGGGAAGAAGUGGGGGUUCGAUGACUCCGACGACCCCGAGUCUCCGCCCCCGAACGCCAACCGAGGCGGGAACGGCAGCGGCGGCGGCGAACCCGUGGAGACGACCACCGGAGGAGGCGAUCACGGCGGCAGCGGCGUACCCUCGAAGACCACCUGCGGCAGCCAGGCCCAGGCGAUCCUCCCAUGUGGGGUCUCCGUGGACAGCGGCGGCUACUGGGCCGACGUCCUCGCCAGCGCGCUGCCCCCCGGAGAGGGCCACCUGCCCGUCGCCUACCGUGAGAUCACGCGCCUCAUCUCGCUCCACGCCGAGGCCGGCCACGUCUUCGUCAACUGCGCCGCGCGCCUCGGCCUCCAGCCCGACGACGACGAAGACAACGGCGGCGGUGGCGGCGCGCGCACCGGCCUCCAGCCCCACCGCGCCGCGCCGUGGAAGCGGUGGAUGGACCUCCGGGAGGCGGCCGUCUGCCACGCCCACGACGCGCUUCUGGCGCUGAGCUCCGCCGCGGCGGCAGCCACGGCGGCCGAGGACUUCCUCCGGUGGCGGUCCGCCGAGUCCCCGCGCCGGGAAGGGUGGCGGUCGGCGGCGCGGCAGCUCGUGAAAGACGCCAGGCGCAGCCUCGGCGACGCCAAGGACGCGGCGAGGCUGAUGCGCGACGCCGUGCUCUGCGAGUUCUUCGUCACCUGGAUGAUUCUGACACGCGCUUAA